Molecule: messenger RNA, 801 nt
Organism: Moneuplotes crassus
Lineage: Eukaryota; Ciliophora; Spirotrichea; Euplotida; Euplotidae
Source: the annotation of a GenBank genome assembly
AGAAAAAUGAAGGACCUUUCUAAUCAAGUUCAAUUGAGGAGAUUCAAAAAUCUCUCCAGACAAUGCUCAGCUAACUUGGGAGUCAAGAAGAGAGAAUCAACGAUGUCUUUAAAGUCUUGUCACUCUGUUCAAGGUUAUAAGGUGGAUAAGACGAUGAUAAAAUAAUACUUUAAGCAGGAACCUCAACAUAAGUAUGGCUGAAAAUUGUGCAUUCUCAAGAGAUUCAUCGAGAGUCAAUCAGAUCCCUUUAAAAUCUGAAGGGUUAGCCUCAUUUCAUGACUACGACCAUAUGAAAAUAACAAAUGAUUCCAGCCUUGGACAAAUUUUGCAGAACAUAAACCUUCAGCUAGAGGGUUCUAAGUUUGAUAAUCUUGCAAAAAUAAAAUCUAAAACUAGAAGAAAAUUCAGAGUAAUCAAACCCAAGCAUAAGGCCAGGAAGGAUGACUCUAGCUCAUCAAAAGUUCUUCAGAAGCUCAAAAUUAUUAAGCUGAAGAAAAGAUUUCAGCAGUCUUUCAAGGAUUCCUCAGUGUUAUUGCCAAAUGUGCAAAGCUUGUUGAUGCCUACUUCAAAUGCUCAAAGAGAUAACAAUAGAGAUCUUUCUACUAACUCAAGUCUAGCCAAAGAGAUGAGCGAUGUAUCCAGCAUUCAGAGUGAGGAAUCAAAGAGAAAUACAAGGCGUUCACUUAAUGAUUGACCACUAGAUGUUAAUAAGAAGGUCCUUAGAAUGAAAUCAUCUUUUUCGAACAAAUUUAUCUAACAAUUAUGAUUCCAGAAAACCUAAGAGUUCUCCAAAGCACAUAG